GUCGGUGUUUCGGCGUCGCGCUCGAGAUAACACGCCGUCGGGAUGAUGCCCAGCCGCGUUGUCGUCAUUGUCGCCGCGGGCUGAGAUUUGGCUUGGAGUUUCGGCGCCGUUCGCCAGCGUAGUGCUCCUCGUAUGAAUCAUCCGAUGCGGGUGCGUGAAUAACGAAGAAAAAGAAGUUCUCGUAAUCUUGACGACGUACAACUCGCAAAAAUGUGGAAUAUGAUGUGCGAUGUGAUGCCAACGAUCGCGGAGGACAGCAUGAGCCAGCGGAGCUCGCAAUUCUCCGGCGAAGACGGAAACUUCGAGCAGUUGAUGGUACAAAUGCUGGACGAGCGUGAUAAGAUGAUGGAGUCGAUGCGCGAGCAUCAGGAACGACUGCAGGAGAUGGAGGCGCGACUGGCGGAGGUUGAGAAGGAACGAGACGCCCUGAAUCGACAGCUCAACGCGAAUAUUCCUCAGGAAUUCUCCCAGCUGACAAAAGAAUUGGCAGCGGCACGAGAGAGUAUCUUGGAAAGAGAAGAGGAGAUUUCCGAAUUAAAGGCAGAACGAAACAACACACGCCUCUUGCUCGAACAUUUGGAGUGUUUAGUAUCACGACACGAACGGUCGCUCAGGAUGACAGUUGUGAAACGUCAAGCCGCCGCACAAUCCGGGGUGUCGUCGGAGGUAGAGGUACUCAAAGCUUUGAAAAGCCUUUUCGAGCAUCACAAGGCUUUGGAUGAAAAGGUACGUGAACGUUUGCGCGUGGCCCUCGAAAGAAAUACGAGUCUUGAGGAAGAACUAGCCCAUACCAAAGAGGAACUCCAGCAGUAUAAAGUAAGCGGUCAUCCACCAAAAGCUAUAGAAGAUAGGCCCAAAGAGAAUGGACAGGCGGACGAAGGUCAGCAACAGAAUAAGAAUGAGAUUCAGCAGACAACGAGCCAGCAGCACCAACAACAUCAAUCGCAGCAGCAACAACAACCGGUACAAAAACCAGGUACAGAGAAGUCCGCUGAAGUCGGCAGUAGGCUGAGCAAUGGAAGUCUCGAUUUCGCCGAGCAGGACUCAGCAGUACGAGUAACAGACUUACAAGCCACUCUCGACAAGCAGAGUUCGGAAUUAAGUACGUGGCAGCGACGAGUAGCGGAACUAAGCGGACGUGUUGCUGAAUUGGAAGAAACGCUGUCAAAAACACAGAAGGAUCUCCUAAAGGCACAGGAAGCAGGCCUCAAAUUACAAAGAGAUCUGCGGGAGAAUGCAGCGCAAAAAGAGGAUCAAGAGGAGCGAAUAGCGACUCUAGAAAAACGAUAUCUCAAUGCUCAACGGGAAUCCACUAGCCUUCAUGACCUUAAUGAAAAGUUGGAGCAGGAGUUGCAGCAUAAAAAAGCUCAAUUAAAGCUCCAAGAGGAGAAAAUCGCUGCCAUACAAGAGAAAUUAGAACUUGCGGAACAGAAAUUAGCUCAAUAUGCUAAAUUACCAGAAAUGGAAGAGCAAUUAAAACAGAGGAUGGAGGCUCUGACGCAGGUGAGGAGGCCCAACCAGCAGGCUCAGGAGAGGCAUGGUAGCGCGGAAGAUAGAAUCCAAAGGCUGGAGGCUCAAUUGGAAGAAAAAAAUGCGGAAGUUAUGCGCGUUAAUCAACGGCUUAAGAUGAAUGAAGAACAUAAUACGCGUCUUAGCACAACCGUUGAUAAACUUUUAUCUGAAUCUAAUGAAAGAUUGCAAGUUCAUUUGAAAGAAAGGAUGCACGCGUUGGAAGAGAAGAAUGCGCUUACUCAGGAACUAGAAAAAACAAGGAAGAUAGCGGAAGAUCUGCAAAAUGAAAAGACUGAAAUUGUUAAGGAAUUAGGGAAAGCACGCUUAGAAAUUGACAAUGUUAAAAGACAGAUGCUCCAGCAGGAAAUUGCAUUUAAUAUUCAGCAAACGGAUGCCUUGACGAGAAGUUUAUCUCCAAAUGCUGUAGAUCCAGCCUCUUUCUCAAGGAGCGCAAGUCAUAGCAGUUUUGAUACACAUUCAUUGCCUAGAAGAGGAGGUAAACGAUCUAUCGAUGAAGAUUCAUCAAAGAAUUAUGUGGCACGAACUUUGGCGGAGCAGGAAUGGGAAAAACUGCAACAAGCGCACGUACUUGCCAACGUUCAACAAGCGUUUGAUGUAUCGAGCGAUGCGGAAGGUGAUGGAGAUAAUGAAAGUAUUUUCAGUUGUGCGGCUGAUGUAAUUAGCCCUACAGGACAUACAGAUGCUCAAACAUUGGCAUUGAUGCUGCAAGAACAAUUGGAUGCUAUUAAUAAGGAAAUUAGAUUAAUUCAGGAAGAAAAACAAAGUACGGAAGCGCGUGCAGAAGAAUUAGAAUCUCGUGUCGGCAGUCUUGAGCAUAUGAAUCUGUUAGCGAGAGGGCGAAGCCUCGAACGAGCAUCGCCACCAUUGAGUGGUCGAUCUACUCCAAAAUCGCAUCAUAGUCCUAAUAGAGAUUAUUUACACAAGUACCACACCGUUAGUAAUCACGCACCUGCGUCAAUGUCUCCAGCGCAUUUACAUCAAUAUGCCGUUUCUUUAGCUAGUCCAGGGCAAUUGUCAGAAUCUCUUCCUGCUAGCCAGUUACAAUUAUCAGGAGAAGAAUUACAUUCGGUUAGUGAAAGAGACAGCACUGGUGGUGCAAGAAGUGGUGGUAGCGAUGCAGCUUCUCCUCUAGCUAAUGUACUGAGAUUGGAACAAGUGGUUCAAGCAUUAGCUCACAGUCAGGAAGAACUUAGAAGACGUACUGGACAGAGUGGAUUUCCAAGCAGUAGUUUUCCCACGCACAGCAGGCAUGGACAGCAUAACAACGGCGCACUGAAUUCUGGAACUCCUCCUUCCCCAUUGUCCUCACGCCACAGCAGCCAGGACAGUUUGUACAAGAACAACUUCUCCAGCGUUGGACCUGUCGGACAAUUGUCGACGUCGCAUUUGCACAUACAAUCGACCAUAAAUUCCGUUACGGCAGCUGCGGUCGCAGCUGCUCAAAAAAAGAAAGGCAUUAAGAGCAGUCUUGGUAGAUUUUUCAGUAAAAAGGAGAAGAUUAAAGGCAAAGACACAUCGAUGCCUGGAGAUGUGCCAGGUAUGGGAGGUGCAAGUACACCAGCUGAUCCUGAUUAUGGGGAUAGCGUAUCUGUAGCUGGUACACUUGGAAGUAAGAGUGAUUUUGAUCGUAGGAAAAAGAAGAGUCCGAGUAUGUUUGGUAGUAUGUUGGAUUCUUCGCGGCAUGAGCUUUUGGCGGAAGCGAUGAAAGCAGGAACACCUUUUGCCCUAUGGAAUGGACCAACAGUAGUCGCGUGGUUGGAGUUAUGGGUGGGCAUGCCGACAUGGUAUGUCGCUGCUUGUCGAGCAAAUGUCAAAAGCGGUGCUAUCAUGAGUGCUCUUAGUGAUACUGAAAUUCAACGAGAGAUUGGAAUAAGCAAUCCCUUGCAUCGAUUAAAGUUGAGAUUAGCCAUUCAAGAGAUGGUGUCGCUUACGAGUCCGUCAGCGCCAAAAACCUCUCGCACAACAUUAGCAUUUGGUGAUAUGAAUCAUGAGUGGAUAGGUAAUGUUUGGUUACCGAGUCUCGGACUGCCCCAAUACCGAUCCACUUUCAUGGAGUGCCUUGUUGAUGCUAGAAUGCUCGAUCAUCUGACAAAGAAAGAUCUCCGUGGUCAAUUGAGAAUGGUUGACAGUUUCCACAGAACAAGUUUGCAGUAUGGUAUUUCCUGUUUAAAACGGCUAAAUUACGAUAGGCAGCAAUUAGAAGAAAGAAGACGAGUGGCAGAAAGUGCCAAUAUAGAUGUACUUGUAUGGAGUAAUGAUCGUGUUAUAAGAUGGGUACAAUCGAUUGGUUUGAAGGAAUAUGGGAAUAAUCUCUUGGAAUCGGGUGUGCAUGGCGCACUUAUAGCUCUAGACGAAAGUUUCGAUGCAAAUAGUUUUGCGUUAACUUUACAAAUUCCUACACAAAAUACACAGGCAAGACAAUUACUAGAGAUGGAAUUUUCAAAUCUAUUAACGGUAGCAACAGAGAGACGACUGGACGAAAGUAGUAGCAUGAAAUCCUGAUCCAGUUCGUCAAAUCGACUGUCUCAUAUUCAACCGCAUCAUGUCUAGUCCAAAACCCCAGCUAUCGCUACUAUCUAUGCGCAAAUGUGUUGUAAAAGUUGUAAGAGCUUUAAAUAUCAUGCUAAGAAUAUCUUCACAUAUGUGACAAAUGUGACAUUUUUUGGUAAUACUGAGGUGUGUUUUGACAUAAAGUGUUAAGAGGAUAUGCUUACACGAUACAUUCGAUACUAGGGAUGCAUUUUAUUUGUUUUUAUGUUGCACAUGCAUCAAUUUAUAUGUGUUACAUAUUGACGAAAAGAGGAAAAGAUAGUUAUUCCGAACAAUUUUUCAUAUAGAUAUCGAAAUAUAGCAAGCAGUCGUUAAAUUGUUAUUAUACAUACUCGAAAUAUUAGUUGCAAAUAAUUAUGACAAUAAUUUUUUCUGAGUUGGUUUUGUUUGUAAAAUUGAUAAUCCGUAUUCUCUCAAUAUUACAAUGUCCUGUAAUAGAAUAUAUUUGUUAUAGGACUAUUGCGUUAUAUCACGUUCGUACGACAGCGUGUACUUAGUUACACAACAUUCAAUACUUGAAGCAAUGUAAGUUAACUUUAUACCGUGCACAAAAAUAUAAGAAAAAUAUGGAAAAUUGAAAUGGAUUUAUGGGAUAUAUCAUUGUUUUUGAAAAAAUUGUUGCAAGAUGUCAUGUAAUACGAUUAAGAAGAUGAAUUUACAUAAAAAAGUUAAGAUAUUUAGUAAACCUUUUUAUACCAAGUUUUAUAUUUUGUCUUUUCUCUUUAUUAAAUUUAGAGAAAGUUUGAAUAUGAUUGAAUGAAUUUUGCUAUGAGCUUACUAGCUUAUAUCUGAAUAUAAAAGCAAUAAAUGUAAGAUUUUACUUAUAGCAAAAUAAAGUUCAUUUUAAUGUCUUUUACAUAUAAUUUUCUUGGUAAUUUAAAUUGUUUCAUAUUAAGGAUAUGUCUUUCUCAUUGUUUGACAAUGAUAAAAUGUUUUUUUGCUUUAAAUAUUUUUUUGCUUUUUCAAUUGUAGGAAAAUAUAUUUGGAGAAAGAAACAUCUGUUUCAAACACGCGCAUUUUAUAGUGAAAGAAAAUUUUUUACAAUAUUACAAUUUUUUUACAUAUUUUUCUAUCAUUGAAAACAGGAUUUUUUAUACUCACGCAUUCUUGAUUUAUUUUAUGUAAAUCGAUUCUCUUAGUCAAUUUGUGUAUAAAAAAAUAUGAUGUAUUAUUACAUAUAUUGGAAAAGGAAUAGUUUACGGAAUUAUAUUUUUUAUAUUUUGAUAUAUUCUGACAUAUAUGAAAUAUUGUGUAAAAGAUACAUUUUUUUUUAAUAACCUUGAUACUUUCAUGUAUAGAAUAAUGAUCGAUCAAUUAAUCGAUUAAUACAAAUAAAAUACAUAAAUUAAUUAAAAAAAAAAUAAUAAAGAUUCAAUUGCAUAUUGCAUUUGUGCGAAAAUAGUAUUGCCAAUUAAAUCUGCCUAUUAUUAUAUGUAAUCAAAAAUAUAUAAAGGAUUACUUAAAAUUAUAAUGAUAUUAAAGUGAGAAAAUUUGUUACUUACUUUUUCACUUGUUGAAUCGUUUUCUUCCCGCUUGUAUAGCUAUGGAGCAUCAUGUAUAUAUCGUAUAUCAAGGAGACUGCGUCCUAUAUUUCUAUAUCUAUCUAGGAGAAUUAUGAGCUCUGUGCGCAAAGAAAUUACAGAUUAUUACUUUUUACGAACAGAGCUUCAUAGUAUUCAUUUUUCUGCAUUAUUUUCAUGCAUUUGAAAUGCCUCCAGGCAAUGUAUGCUAACACGUGGUAUAUAUUACGAAAUUAUAUGCGAGUGAAGAGAGAAAGAGAGAGAAAGGCGCCAUUGAUUUGCUAUUUACCAAAAGGAUUAUAAGAAUUGGGGGGAGGGGAAGGGUCAUUUUAUACUAUAAGAUAUUUGGAAAUGGUUGUACAAUGUGUGUUAGUAAAUGUGUUGUAUAAGAUUAGACGACAAUUACAUUUCGUAAAUAGGGCUACCGACCAAUUUUAUGCAUAAUGUUUACAAUAAUCAUCGGAUAUAAUAUUUUCAGCGAGCAGUGUCCAUUAUCAUGGAUAUUAUUACUGCUAUAUUACAUUACAUUUUGCGUCGGAAAAAAAAUCGCUUCACUUACGAGCGCGCGCAGAUACUUUUAUAUAUUAUAUCUUCUUUAGAUAUAAGUAAAUAGCUCAUUGUUAAUAGAGACAUGGUCGGUAGCGGGAUAAUGCAAAAUGUAUUAUAAAUAUGCAACAAAAGAAACUGUACGAUCGCACGGAGGGGGAAUUGACAUAGCGAUGAUUAAGUAUACUAUGUAGAAAUGAUGUUGCUGAAGACAAUGAUCGCGCGUGAUGGUAAUCAUUAUUAUUGCCAAUUAUACAAAUAUCAUAUGACGUUGAAGAUGCAGCGAAAGACUGAGACAUUGAUGAUUAUUGUAAUAAUGAAUUGAUCAAGAUAAGGAAGAAGAAAAAGAAGACGAUCACAAUAAGGACGAUAAGUUAUAAAUGCUGAUGUUGUUAAUGUUGUUGAUACUUGAGCAAUCAUUGUUGUUGAUUGUUUGUUUUCCAUGAACCAAUAUAUACUCUUCUUGCAAGCUAUUCUAUUCAUUAUAGGCUCCAUAGCUCUGCACGAUCUUCCGAACGGGCGUAAACGUACCAAAUAAUUUUUACCAAAGACUUUAUCGAGUACAUAUGCAUUGAUUUGUUGUUGAUCACACGCGAUUUAUCAGCGCUUCUAAUGUGAGUAAUACGUUAAUAUUGCGUUAUCGAUAUAUGCAAUUUUUCUCUUCUCUCUCAUAUCUCGUAUAUGUAUAAAGCAGCAAUCAAUCAAGGCACACUUUUAAAUAAAUAACCAGAUAUAUAUUGUUGCGUUAAUCCAAAGCAACUUAUGCUACCUCAAUACCGAAGUAUGAUGAUGUUUUUGCUUUCACAAACGCGUAAAGAGUUGAUUCUUCGUUUUGCAUGUCUCGUGCUUCAUACGCUGCAAUUUAUGUACAUAUAUAUUAUGCGAAUGACUCGAUAAUUUUACGCGCGAGUAACAAGAAUUUUGAUAGAACGAGAAUAAAAAGCAAUGCACACAUUUAUUCGUUUACUUUAUUUGUACAGCAUAUGUAAUAAUAUAAUUAUUUUCAACAUGGAAAUGUGUGAUGUUACUUUUGCAUGUAUAAUAAAUCUUCAUUUUUCGCAAAAUAGUAUCGAUAACGUUGCACUAUCAUGGGUCUUGUACAUUUCUAGCUUUCGAGUUCUAAUUUCUGUAUUUUUCUUUAUUAUAACGAUAGAAAUUAAUGGGAAAAUUGUUGUAUGUGUAUAUUAUUUUCUAUGCACAAAUAUGGAUGUGUAUGAAAAUGUCGGCGUUUUAUAGAACAUGGCCGUCUCUCCCCUUCGGAAGAGUCUGCAGUAUAAGUGUAAAGUGACUGAACAUUACUUUUAAUGUGUGAUAGUUAAUAGUGUCAAUAGACAUUCCAGAAGGACCUCCUUCCAAAAGAAAAAAGAGUAAUCGCAUGUAUAUGCACGUCAUGGAUUAGUUUGUAUUAGCUUCGCGCGACGCCUUCUAUGUAUUUAAAUAUAAAUGUAUAUAUAAUGAUAUAUAAAAAUGAAAAAUGUCGGCUUUUACAAUUAAUCGAUAUCAGAUAGGAAAUUUGAAAAAGCACAAGGACAAGAGUAUUUGUAGACGAUCUCGCGUGUGAAUGUAUAUAUUUUUCCCGAAAAUGUUGAUCUAAUUUUGCGUAUUGUUCUCUAUGAAAGGUCUAUGUACGCUAUAUGUAACGUUAUUGUCAACAUCAAAUAUUCUUAUAUAGCUGUGUUCGAGGAGCACGCUUUUAGCGCUAUAAACAUACUCUGUUCUUGUUCAACUUUUAAUAAAUAACAAAGAUAGAAUGAUGUUGUUAGCGCUAAUAGUGAAACGCAUGCAUAGACUUUAAAUGGAAUAAUACCUUGAAAAGGACCAUUUAUCACCGUCACCGAUAAAGCCUAAUUUUUUUGGCGUUUUAUAAUGAGUAAUUUAUUUAUUCAUAUUGUUCAAUUACUAGUAAUUCAUGUGACCUUUAAAUGCAAAACGAGAGUUUUUAAAAUCUUGCAGUAUUUGUUAUCUUUACGAUGUUUCCAGCAAUCUUUCUCAUUUUAUACCUUCUUCUCACACAAGGUCACUGCAUCUUUCACUUAUCGUUAAUUUAUUUAAAUUUUAUUUUACUUUUAAUAUAUUAUGUAAUAUUAACAGAAAUCUCAAAAUUAGAUUGAAUUGUGAUGGCGAAAAUGACCGGUGACGAUGAUCGUUGGUUAAUGUUAAUUAUAAUGUAUAUAGGAAACAGUAAGAAUGGACGAUGACACAACGUUUCGUCAUGUGUAUAAUAUAGGCUUUGAUUUUUAUACUACAUCGAUUUGGUUUCAAUCGAUUUGAUUUGCGAUUCAAUUUUGUACGUUGCGAUUAUUCAUAUGCGUCUGUUUUUUCGUUGUAGUUUUAUAUUAAUUACAUUCAUAUAUAUUGUCUUCAGCAAUAGUGGAUAUGUUUGCGAUUAAUUUCGAGUUUGACACUGAACGUCAUCGAUUCAUCUUUGCGUUUUAUUUAAAAACAUAAUAUCAUAAAAAAAUCGUGAUUAUGGCUUUCCACAUACACGCACAUACACGCACUCUCACGUACAUAUCACACAAUAAGUAGUUUUAUCGCGAGUCUUUAUAGUUUUAUCUCUUAUAGUUUUUUAUCCAACAAUUGUUCGGUGAAAGCACAUUUACGAUAAUUGUGAAACAUAAAUAACAUUAAUCAACCAUGAUAUCGAUUAUUUGAUGGAAAUUUGGCUGAACCGGAGAAGAAAAUAUUUCGACAUUAUCCAAAUUUUUAUACGACAUAUAUUAUAAGUGUUGCUAUUAUAUGCUAUUAUUAGUAAGUGUAUAUAUAAGUGUGCGUGCUACGCGCGUAUGCAUGUGUAUAUAAAUAUAUAAUGUGAAUUCAUAUAUAUAUAUAUAUAUAUAUAUAUAUAUAUAUAUAUAUAUAUAUAUACAUAGGUGCGUGCGCGCGCGCGUGUUGUGUGUGUGUGCAUUAUUUAUUAACAAUUCUCUACAAUAUUUCAAACAGUUUAGAUUUAUUGUGAUGAAUGCUAUAUAUAUGUUAGAUAUUACUUUUAAAGAAUAGUUUAUCAAUUCAUUAUUAUAAAUAUUGCAACAGGCAUCUUUAUUUCCAAAUAGAUAAUUAUUUAUUUGAUAAAAAAAAAAUUGGCUAUAUUUUGUAUCGGGCUAACUUAGUCAUAUUUGGAAAAUUUUAUAAAAUUUUCUUUUUCAUGACAAAAUGACAUAAAUAAUAUAUAAUAUAAAUAUCUAAAAGAGGCAAGCAACCAUUACUUGUAUAUAUAAAUGCACGUUUUUGUUACAAUGUGAUGACCAUAUAUAUGGGUGUGUGUAUGCAUGCGUGCGUUUGUCCAUAUAUGUGUAUAUGUAUGUAUAUAAAAUUCGUACAUAUACAUAUAUUAUAAAUAGACUUAUCGAUUAUUUUUCAAGUUACAGUUUACAGUGCGAUUGACACUCUUCUAAUAUGUAAAUGAAGUGUAUAAUUUUCCAUUGAAUCAUCGGGCAUUAAAUACGCGCAGUGAUUGUACUCAUUUCGACAAGCGUUUUGCUCCAAAUCAAUAAAAGAAGGUAUGAAUUUGUUAGUCUCAAGUGGACUUAUAAUUGAAAUUCUAAUUAAGAAAUAAAAAAUUGUAUAGAUAUCGUUAGGCUCAUUUUAAUGCAGAUAGAAUGAGAAGGAAUUUAAAUACGAGGGACAUUGAUUAUGAAACGAUGUAAUUCGAUUUUUAUUAUACAUCUUUUAACGCAUUUUUCAUUAUCCAGGGUAGGGAACAGCGAUUCGUGACGUGUUGUAUAUACAUUUCAUAUUUAAUGUUCCUCAAUAAAUGCCUAAACCGUCAGUAACAAAAGAUAUUUAUUUGUUAUAUAGUAAUAUUACUUGUGCAUCGCAGGUAAUAGUGCCAGCAGAUAAAACUUUAAUUUUAAAAGACGUUACAAACGCAAGUAAUAUCUCCUAAAUAUGAAGUAGUAUAUAAUUAGGCACAGGGAAGAAAGGUGCAUUACAACUUAUGAAAAGUAUUAAAUGAAUAGUGCAACACAUUGUGCAAUUUUUAAUAUAUUUGUUAUAUUUUUUCCUCUCAAAUGUAUGGAUAAAUAACCAGAGUUAUAAAAUGUGUGUUAUUAUAAAUUACUUAGGAUCAACCAAAAAAAUAAGGAUUUUAUACAAAUUUUACAAAUAGAUAAGAAAAAUAUUUAAUACUAUGAGAAAGCAGAUGCAGCUAUUCUAAAUUUUAUAACAAUUUAAUAUUUUUUUUUUACAGUUUACCAUUGAUUUAUUUAAAAAAUAAUUUAUAUAAAAUAAAAUUUAUUUUGAUGAAUAAUUAAAAUUAAUAAUAAAUAAUCUAAAAUAUUAGAUAUGUUAAUGAUCCUAAAAGUAUAGCUGUUUAAUACGUAAAAAUUUUCUAUAAAUAAUACAUAUAUAUGUAUAUGUAUAAACGAGAAAGACUUAUAAUAGAAUAUUUUUAAAACGAAUGUACAAGAGUGCACUGUGUAACAUUAUAUGAAUAAUUCUCAAUUCUUCCAUUUCAGUUGAAAAUAAUUUCAUAUAUAUACUACUUCAUGUUUUCUACGAUAAAUGUGUAAGAUAACGUAAUGUGUGGAAAACGGAGCACUUCCUAGUUGUGAUGUUAAUAAUUUAGAGAAUUUGUGUACGUGAAGCGAAAGUGAAAAAGUGAAUCAGAUUUAUUGUCAUAUUUAUUGCGAGAAUAAAGCAGUAUUACUAAAUGCGCAGUAAUAUGCGCGACAACGAUUGAGGAUUCUACUAGCAGUUAAUGUCUAUGCUGCGAAAAAAAGUAGCACGUAUAUUAUUCAUAAAAAAAAAAAAAACACAAAAAAGUAAAAAUAAUAAUACAUACAUCUACGUAAAAAGGAAAAUUACGUAAAAAGGAAAAU
Messenger RNA from Cataglyphis hispanica, 10969 nucleotides. RefSeq names its product liprin-alpha-1 (gene Liprin-alpha). The record is from RefSeq and is a predicted model, not a curated record. The coding region runs from base 211 to 4035 and encodes 1274 amino acids. Gene Ontology annotation, cellular component: presynaptic active zone. Gene Ontology annotation, biological process: synapse organization. Lineage: Eukaryota; Metazoa; Arthropoda; Insecta; Hymenoptera; Formicidae. The transcript is spliced from 23 exons. Gene Ontology annotation, molecular function: protein binding.